Messenger RNA from Ambispora leptoticha, 166 nucleotides. Lineage: Eukaryota; Fungi; Glomeromycota; Glomeromycetes; Archaeosporales; Ambisporaceae. The record is from the annotation of a GenBank genome assembly.
AAGACAUCAUCAAAGUGAAAUUAACGCGGAAUUCGACACGGUUAUCUUCCCUAUAACACAAAUGUCUCCAUUGAACAUCCGACAAGAUGAACGGACGACUCUGCGUGGCGUGUUAGACUCGAUCGAGAAAAAUGGACGGCAAAAAGUGAAUGAAAAUGAGUUAUAG